This is a messenger RNA of Pungitius pungitius (ninespine stickleback), 1616 nucleotides long. RefSeq names its product cholesterol 25-hydroxylase like 2 (gene ch25hl2). Gene Ontology annotation, biological process: sterol biosynthetic process; cholesterol metabolic process. The transcript has a single exon. The record is from RefSeq and is a predicted model, not a curated record. The coding region runs from base 107 to 970 and encodes 287 amino acids. Gene Ontology annotation, cellular component: endoplasmic reticulum membrane. Gene Ontology annotation, molecular function: iron ion binding; C-4 methylsterol oxidase activity; steroid hydroxylase activity. Lineage: Eukaryota; Metazoa; Chordata; Actinopteri; Perciformes; Gasterosteidae.
UCAGGCAAUUUGCUGUAGCUCAACGUACACGAGGAAGCUGAUUGGAUCUUCUCAACCACAAACCUCUUCUUUAUUUGUGGGUGGUGAGGAAAAAGCCUCGUAAGCGAUGAGUCUACUCAGAACUUUGUCCUGUAUGUUGUCGGGCGGGGACAACGUGACCGGGGGCCAGGCGCAGGGCUUGGUCCUCCAGCCCGCCUGGGACUACCUCCGCCAGAACCACCACGACCUCCUGAGUAGCCCUCUGUUCCCCGUGGUCCUCUCCGUCACCACCUACUUCCUCCUGGUCGGUGUCUACACCCUGCUCGACCUGCUGGCGCCCACCUGGCCUUGCAUCGGCCGCUACCGCCUCCGUCCCGAGGGAGCCGUCACCUGGCCCAACAUCUGGACCACCCUGGGGGUCACCAUCCGCAACCAUCUGCUCUACAUCUUCCCGGCCACGGUCGCCCAGUGGCUGUGGAGGCCGCCCACCCCGCUGCCCGUCGAGGCGCCCACUCUCUGGAGCUUCUUCCUGGGCGUCCUGGGCUGCACGGUGGUCUUUGACUUCCAGUAUUACCUGUGGCACCUGCUGCACCACCGGGUGCCGUGGCUGUACCGCACCUUCCACGCCGUGCACCACCAGUACAACCAGCCCUUCAGCCUGGUCACCCAGUACCUGUCUGGCUGGGAGCUGUUCAACGUCGGGUUCUGGGCCACGGUGGACCCCGUCCUGCUCCGGUGCCACUGCCUCACCACGUGGGGCUUCAUGGUCUUCAACAUCUACAUCUCCACCGAGGACCACUGCGGCUACGACUUCCCCUGGGCCAUGCACAAGCUGGUGCCCUUGGGCCUGUGGGGCGGCGCGCCGAUGCACAACGUUCACCACCAGCGGCCCGGCACCAACUUCGCCCCGUUCUUCUCCCACUGGGACCGGCUGGGGGGAACCCACAGCGCGCCCACCGCCUCCGGCCACGCCGCAGGGAGGAAAGACUGAAGAGCGGCGAAUCUCCCGUCGUCUCGCGGCCUCUUCGGGUCGCCGCUGUGCCUCCGGCACCACGCGAGCCCCUCGUUCCCCCCCGUGUCUGACCUUCCCGUCGCCUUGAUGUUUCCAGCUUGGAUGUGUUCUCUCUCUCGCCAGUUCUCAGUCUGGAGAUUCACCUUAUUUGUGUAAAGAUAUGGUGGAUUCUCUCAGGUCAGUUUACGGACAUGACUAACACAUGUUUCGUUCUUACCAGAGUGUCUAGUUCUUUAGCAGGUGGGAGACGGCGUGAUUAUACACCAACGUUAGCAGGGACGUUGUCCCUCUCUCGCUCCUCGCCUCUGAUCCUUCGCUCACACGCAUGAUUGGCGGCCUUUUAGCUGCACGCCAGUACGUGGGCGCAAUACUAAUCCAACUGUCUUUGAGAUGCACUUAGUGGAGGAGUUCUGCCCAAAAGGACAAUAACCUUUGUGAUACGACGGUGAAAGUAAAGCUUGUGAUUCUGUCGUUGCCUUCACAGCAGCAGGUGUCUUUCUUUGACGUGUCUUACAAUGUUGGAUUAUCACGAGAAGAUUUCUCAUUCAUGCCAACGAAUCAAAAUGUAAAGGAAAUAAUAUUUAAAUGAAAUACACUUCUCAUUAAAAAUACUCACUACUUGAUA